Hypoxylon trugodes is the source of this 1494-nucleotide messenger RNA. Its product is annotated as 60Kd inner membrane protein-domain-containing protein. Gene Ontology annotation, biological process: protein insertion into mitochondrial inner membrane from matrix; mitochondrial respiratory chain complex IV assembly. The record is from RefSeq and is a predicted model, not a curated record. Bases 1 to 1494 code for a protein of 497 amino acids. Gene Ontology annotation, cellular component: mitochondrial inner membrane. The transcript has 3 exons. Lineage: Eukaryota; Fungi; Ascomycota; Sordariomycetes; Xylariales; Hypoxylaceae. Gene Ontology annotation, molecular function: membrane insertase activity.
AUGCUGCCGAGUAGGGGACUCUCAAGAUCAGGUACAGCCUCUGCGCUGCGAAAUGCCUGGUCAACUCGGACACAGUCGGCUCGAUCUAUACAAGUCCCUACGCGACACUUCUCUCAGUCGCAACUCCGAUCUACAAUACCUACCCGACUUCGUGGCGCAUAUUCCACACCGAUAUCUUCAAUUGGUACCCGUGCCACCUUAGGAGCUACUGCUUGUGGUGUAUUUGCCCAACGUUCUGGAGCAUCGCGAAAUCUAUCGCUUUGGCCAUUCUCUUCGAAACCACAAUCUACACCCGAGACGCAGCCUAGUAUAGAGCAGCCUGCUUCCACUACGUACGACCAAAAAGCACCAGAAGCUACUGUUGUAGAAAACAAUGCCGCUUCCGCACCUCCGGAGGCUUCAUCUUCGAUCCCGACAAAUCCUGUCGACCUAAACCCGGCGCACCAUUCCACAGGCUCUUUCAGUGAUUUAGAUAUAACAUCCAUACUCGAUAUACCUGAACAAAUAGGAUACCUUAAGAGCCUUGGCUUGGAUUUUGGAUGGGGUCCAACAAGCUGCUGUGAAUGGAUUGUCGAACAUAUCUACAUCUACACGGGUUUGCCCUGGUGGGCUACUAUUGCCGCUGUUGCUGUUGCAUGGCGUGUCGCAUUAUUCAAACCCACCUUAACAGCAAGUAAACACCAAGCCUUGUUACAGGCAAUCACAAAAUCUCCCGAAUAUAUCCAGGCCAAUGCAGAGUACCAGGAAGCUGCGUUUAGGACGGGUGAUCGUGUUGCGCAAGUGCGAGCACAAGAAAAAAUGAUGCGCGUCAGGAAACAGUCCGGCGCGAGCGUAAUGCGGUCUUUUGUCGUCUUAUGGACCGUCCCUUUGAGUUACGGCAUGUUUCGAUUAUUCCGUGGCAUGUCUGCUCUACCCGUUCCUAGCUUGGAGACGGGAGGUUUGGCUUGGUUUACCGAUCUUACCGUACAUGAUCCCUAUUAUAUCUUGCCCAUGACGUCCAUAUUACUCACGGUCCUUAUGUUCUCACAAACACGAGCGGCCGCCUUAUCAUCCAACCCAACAGCCGAAUCCGUCCAAAAAGGAAUGAAAUAUAUAAUGCCUCCUGUCAUGUUUUUGUGUACCGCCUGGCUACCAGCUAGUGUACAGUUGUUUUUCGUGCUGAUAUCAGCUGGUUCGGUCCUACAAACAACAGCCACUCUAAACCCAGCCAUUCGCCGUUGGGCUGACCUUCCUCCCCUCCCAACCAGGCCCGCUACAACAGCUAGUACGACGGGUCUAAAAUGGCAAUUGCCUACCAGUCGACCAUCCACAGACGAUGGGGAGAAGAGCAGCGCAAGUGAAUCAAUAAAAGGAAUGUUUGGAGUUGACAAGCAGAAGGAGGAGUGGAAGAAGGCGCAAGCGUAUGAAGAGCGUCGAGCUCGAGAAGAGAGAGAAAAGGAAUUCCAACGAAUGGAGGAAAUACGCCGAAGACGGGCUGGGAAGAAGGGGCUGUAG